UCGGAAUGUUUCGCGCAGUGUGCUGCCGCAUUGGCGGAGGGGCGGCAGUCAUUGGGCGUUCAUCCGUGAGAAGCGUCCAUAUCACUGGGAACCAGGUGCGCCCUGGUGUGGCUAUUGAGGUUGAUGGGAAGCUCUACCGUGUGGUCAAGAGUCAGUCGGUGAAACCUGGGAAAGGUGUGGCGUACAUGCAAGCUGAACUCAAGGAGAUCACGACGGGCCACAAGAUCAACCGUCGCUUCCGGUCGUCUGAGUCUGUCAAGAAGGCGCCGCUGACCAAGGACAGGCCGUUCCAGUUCCUGUACAAUGACGGAAACAAGCUCGUGUUGAUGGAACCGUCCACGUUUGAACAGCUAGAAGUGGGGACAGAUAUCCUGCAAGACAACCAGCUCAAGUACUUGAGCGAAGGCACUUUGGUGACCCUUCAAAUUGUCGACGGGGUGCCUCUGUGGAUGAAUUUGCCCGAUCAUGUUGUCCAUGUGGUCGAAAAAACAACGGCUGGCGCUGGGAACGGCAAAGAAGCUACGCUGGCCAACGGCACCGAAGUCCAAGUACCUGGCUCCAUCGAAGUGGGCGAUUCCAUCAAGAUUUCAUCCGACACGGGCCUUUUCGUGGAAAAAGUGGCUCUUUAACUAGACUAUGCACAUGUUGUUCACUUGUACUAGUAAUGAGCGAAAUCAUCAACAAAAGUCGAUCCGUGAAUUGUGAAUUCGCUAGAAACUACUUCCAAAAUUCGCGUACUAAUCAAUUUUGAAUCACG
Aphanomyces astaci is the source of this 757-nucleotide messenger RNA. RefSeq names its product translation elongation factor P. The transcript is spliced from 3 exons. Bases 6 to 629 code for a protein of 207 amino acids. NCBI's taxonomy places the organism in Eukaryota, Oomycota, Saprolegniomycetes, Saprolegniales, Verrucalvaceae. The record is from RefSeq and is a predicted model, not a curated record. Gene Ontology annotation, biological process: translational elongation; peptide biosynthetic process. Gene Ontology annotation, molecular function: translation elongation factor activity. Gene Ontology annotation, cellular component: cytoplasm.